Molecule: messenger RNA, 2134 nt
Organism: Paramormyrops kingsleyae
Lineage: Eukaryota; Metazoa; Chordata; Actinopteri; Osteoglossiformes; Mormyridae
Source: RefSeq, a predicted model, not a curated record
GACCUGUUUUAUUCAAUUAUCUUUUCAGGCUUUAAAAAUGGGAAGGGUUCAUCAGACACAAAUACCUCCAAGCCUGAAAUCCAGUCACCUAAGACCAAGACAGACUACAUACCCAAAGAGGAGAUCCUGAAGGAACUCGAGGAGAUCGAGAACAAUCUAAACGAACUGGAGAAGAAUGGAGUGGAGUUGGAGAAACGACUCCGUCGCUGUGAGGAAGCGGAGGAUGAGGAUGUCAUGGACGAUCUCAUGGUGGACUGGUUCAACCUUAUCAGAAAUAAGCAAGUUUACAUGAGACGGGAAUCGGAGCUGGUCUACGUCGCAAAGACCCAGGAUCUGGAGGAGCAGCAGCCAGGGGUGGAGGGUGAACUUCGGCGGCUGAUGGAGAAGCCAGAACACCUGAAAACUACGACCGACAGAAAGAGAGAGGCAGAGCUCAUGGAAAAGCUGGUGGAGAUCGUUAAUGAUAGGAAUGCCAUCAUAGAGGGACUGGAUGAAGAUCGGCUGAGAGAAGAGGAAGAGGAUGAGCAGUUGAAUCAGCUGAUGAAGAAUCUUGAUAUAAAGAAACCCAAACCCAAGAAAAAAUCCAUUUUUGGAAAGUUAUUCAGCUGAAAGUCGAAGGAGACAAUGGAAGAAUGAUCUUCAAAGAGACUCCAACGGUCCAGUUUCUGACUGCUGUCUCUGCAAUGCAUGGCUCUUGGUUGAUCAGCCUGAGUGUUUUUAUCUGACAGGAAACGCAUGCGUAGCCCGAAAUAUUAAGCUUGUCCAGAAAUCCAGAUUGAGAGGUUGCUGUAGGUGACAUUGAUUAUGUGUUCUUUGGAAAAGCGUGUCACUUUCCUUAACUUCUGAUAUAUAUUUGGCAUCCUAUACAAAUUCAAAUGAAUUUCCAUUUAAUUAGUCACAAUGGCACAGCAGAGAUGUGUGAUUUUGAAUGAUUUGGUCGUCUGUGGUAAUCUCUUCUUUUUAACAUUUAAAGGGAUUUUAGAAUAUCAAACAGCCACUGCUGCUAAUUCUGUUGCUCCUGUGAGUUGGCUCAGAUUGACUUUACUCAACAUUUUAGGUGAUUCACGCUCCCUCCAUUUCCCUGUAGGGAAGAUGUUUACAAUCUUAGCAAAAUGGAAUGUUGGCAGCGGAUCAAAUUACAUUUUUAAUACACCUAAUCUUUUUUUGAGGGUUUUUUAGAAAUCCAUUUAAUACUGUUAUUUUUAAUUUUUAAUUGGCUGUUAAUGCCCAGACCUAGCUUUGGCGUGGUCUUAAAAGUAAAAAAAUAUAUACAUGCUGUAUUUGUCAGCAAUAAAAAGUAUGUGUAUUAUUGUUGAUGAACACCCGCGAUGUUUAACCCCGCAGAGAAAUGCGGCCACAACAGAAAGGAGGUGUCUGUCAUUUCCUCCAUUAGUCUAUUUAAAAUGCAUUUAUAAACGAAUGAGAUGGUGUGCAAAGUGGUUUUUCAUAACGUGCAAUGGUGCUCUUAUAAUAGUUGUGUUACGGAAGCUAAUGUGUAUUUGGAAUCGCAGGAGUACUCUUGAUUCAUAUUGGAUCUGAAGUUAAGCUACUGUAGCCCUAAACUAACUUUUCGGUGAUGAUGUAUAAUAAUAUGUCCCAGGACUUUUAAAAGCUUCACAGGUAAAUAUAAUCUCAUUAACGGUCUUUGGGUAUCAGAGUUCAGCUUUACUAUAAAUGGCCCGGAAAUGACUGAUGGAGGUAACUGCUGCGCGGUUAGUAGCAGUUUUUAAUCAGAAGGUGGCAGUAUGGGGUUAACAGUAGAGGAACCUCGCAGCCCCAAAUUUGGCCACCGUCCUGCUUUUUUUUAAUGUUUCACUAGUUGUGUAUGUGAUGUAAAUUCCAGAGCUCUACACAGAAGACAUUUUGACUUUUAAUUGUUGUACUGGCUAUUCAGUUCAGUUUCCAUCUUCAUUACAUCCUCCUGUGUUGUACAAUGCAGGCCUUGAAUCAUCACUUCAAACAUAUUUGCCUUUUACAGGCGUUACAAAGGAAAACUUUGCAAUGAUAAUGCUGUUUUUGUAAGGGUUUUUACUCUGCAUAUUUUGGUGUAAAUCUUUUCUCAUGGUCAGUGAAAUCUAACUCAGUAAUGUAUUUUUUCCUUGUCAAAUAAAACCUUUGUUAAUGAAUUACAUUA